AUGUUACAACUUAGUUAGUUGUACGGAUAUUAGAAUAAGUAUCCAAAACCUGCCUAAUUAACUUAACACAAAAGGUUCGACUCUCAACCCAUUCAUUUAAUCUCUCCAGUGAAAAGCUUUCAGUAAGAUUAAUAGGUACAGGAACUCACUCGCAUUAGAGAGAAACUUGAAUACUACAAUGAAGGCAAUCGCAAAAAGCCUUUUGAACAAGUUGUUGAGGAGAUGGAUUUCAAAUACAAAAAAUAACCUAUACAUAUCGAUCCUACUUAAACUACUUUAAAUGAAAUUGAUAGAUUACAUAAUGAUUAUCUAAAUUCUGGUAUGCGAGAUCCAAUUUAUUUGAACUCUCUCCAAAAAUUAAGACAUGAUUUUCUAAAAUAAGCAUAACCUAUUGGCUAUUAUGUUCGUCCACCUGUGCAAUAAGGACAUACACCAUCUUAUACUAAUCAUCCAAUCUAUGAGCAUUUACCCACAAGCUUUAAAAGAGAAUUGAAUCAAUAACAUUCAUUACCAGUAUUACAACACAAUCGACAGAAAACGGACUUCUCUGGAAGCAUAAAUGAUUAAAUGUUGAGUUAUAUGAGAAACGAGGAGAAUGAGGCCGUUAGACAAUCAUCAAUGGAUAGAUUGACCAACAUAUAGAUGAUUAAAACUUCAAUAGAGAAUGAAGUUGUCAAAGAAAGAAUCAACAAAAUGGCUUAGGAAAUGACCAUGAAAAGAAAAAGAGGUUUCGAAUCUAACGAAGAUGUGACUGUUCCAUAUAGUCAUCUCGAAGGAUUUACCAUUCAAUGGGACAUGGUAUCAAAAUUGCCUAUUUAAUACACUAAAGCCAGAAUUUCGUUUGGCAUAUUUAAAUAAACCGAAGAAUAUCAUGCAUAUAAGUUAACUAGUGAUUGUCUUACUCAAGCAGAAACCUAUAGAACAAAUAAAUGCAUCUUCAAUUCAAUAGAAUAAAUGAGAGAUGUUCAAGCAGAUGACAAGACAAUACUGUACAUUGAAAUUUGGGUCUUUGAAAGUGAUGGAUCUUUAUCUAUGCUUGGUUGGAGUGUCUUUAAACUAUUUGAUCGUACCGGAUCACUAUACAUAGGUAAAUAUAAACUGCCUUUCUAUCAGUAACAAUACAAACCCAGGGACCUUUUAGUGUAUAGUAAAGAGUACCCUUAUUAUGGAAAUUUAUGUAUGUACUUUAGAAUUAUGCAAUAACCUUAACAUCUCGAUGAAAUUAUCUUUGUAGAAAGUGAUUACCACAUUCCUCAUUAUCAUAUUCAUAGGGAAUGUAAAAUUAUAAGGUCGGAAAUCAAAGAUCAGGCCUAAAUCCCAACAGAUUUUGCCAAGGCCUUUGCUUAUGAUAAGCCAUUGAGAGAGAGAGAACCUCAAUUAUUUGGAGACCUACCAUUGUCGCCUACCAAAAAAUAAAGAACUCUCAGGCCUUAAUAUCAAAUAACUGAUGAUGAAUAUUUUGGCGAUGAAAAAUUAAAGGAAUCUCCAACCACUAGCAUUUAAUAAAAAUAUUAGGUUAAAAGUCGGUUCAGUAAGAAAAUCGAUACUAUAGAACAUUUACCAACUCAAGAGAAAAACAGUCAAUAAUCUAGUGAUGCCAUUAUUAAAUUAGAAUCUAUUCGGCAUCUUGAUAAAGAUUCCUAAAGAGGAUCCACAAAAAAUAUUAGAAUUUAAUUAAUUCAAGAAGAAUAGUUUGACAGCAAGCGAAGCAUAGAAGUGAAGGAGGCAACUAGGAGGGCAAAUGGAGACAAUACAAUUAGAGGAGAUAGAACUAUUAGGGGGGAUAGAACUGUUAGAGGGGAUAGAACAAAUAAAGGAGGCUAGACGAGCAGACAUCUCAUUCAAUUAUAAUAAUAAGAUGGACUAUCUAAUUAAAUAACUAAUGUUAAGUAUUUUAACAAAUUGAAACGCAAGUUAAAAGCCAAUUAAGGAGAUUAGACUGUUAGAUCUUAAAAAAAUAUUGAAAUUCCAACCGAGCCGGAUUUAGGUAGUACAAGGAAUAAAGUGGUGAUAACUGGGGCAGGAGUUGUAGUAAUGGAUAUUUUAAAAUUGAGUAGUUUGGAUACCAAAAAAUAUAAUGAAUUGAAGUUGAAAAUUGGUUUCUUUAUUAAUGAUAUCAUAUUGAAGGAUGAAAAUGAAACAGAUUGUGUCAUGACUUAAAACUUGAUUCCAAAUGAAGUAACCGAUAAGUAGCAAAGAUAUAACCUUCAUGCAGAGUUCUCCUUAGAUUAUGCUAAUAUAUUAUCCAUUUUUGAGCAGGAGGGAUUCUCUACAAAGGAUGCUUAUGUUUACAUUGCAAUUUAUUAGAAUAAUGCAUUAUUGGGCUGGUAUGUGGGUCAAUUAUUCAAAGAGACAGACGAUCUAAAUAAUCUAUAAGUAGAUUCUGGCUUAUAUUAAGUUAAUUUAAUUAAACCCCCUGGUCAAUAAGCCCCAUUUCAUCAAAAGGACAUGGUUAAAAGUAAUAUUUAAUUGGAUUUUGUUUUGAUGAGCAAGAAGGACCAACUUAAGAAUCUGCCUACAGUAAAUAAGUACACAAUUUAAGAAGAAGAGAAAGUUAAAAAUGUGGAAAAUCCAGAAUGGAAUACUUAAAUGAUUAUUUAAUUGCUUCAGGCAUACAAUUUCGUGUCCAAAGAUGAGCUAUAGAUCAGUAUAUCUAUUCAAUCUGAGUAAAAGACAAUAGAUGAUGUUCUGUAAAGAUAAUGUUAAAUAAAGGAUGAUUUGGAUAUCUUUUCAACUGAAUCAAAAAAUGUAUAUAAUUCCCAUUAUUAUACUACAUUUAGAGUAGGAAAGAAGUAUUUGUAGGAUACAUUUUCUAAAGUUAAUCUUUUAAAUUAUGUGAUCAUAAUCCAUCAGCAUAAUUAAUUUUUGGGAAUGACCUAGCUGAAUGUUUUUAAGAAAACAUCAAUGUAGACUGGUGAAUUUAGAUUAAACUUAUAUACAAUAAAUAAUAAAAAGUUGAGCUUUGAGAUUAAAUUACUAAUUAAAGAAGUACCAUUGUAAUUAGAUAUUUAUGAAAGGACACCAUCUUAUCGAAUGAGUAAAUCUAAAGGUGGUUAUACAUAAUAAGAUGAAGAUGAUGAAGUUAAGGAGAAGGAUUCAAAGAAACCUUCAAGUAUAUCUCGAUAUUUACCAAUUACAGUAUAGAUUUAAGAAUUAUAGUUAAAGAAUAAGAAGGUUGUUUUGAAGAUUUUGAAGAAUAAUGAAAUAGUAAAGUAGUAGAAUGAGGAUGAUUGUAUACAAGAGAUGAUUGUUCCAAAUUCAGCUGUAUUUAUUAUCGACAUUGAUGAUAUGUUAAAGUGUAAGGAAGGCUAUUUUGUGUUGAUAGAAGUUUAUGAUGAUGUUUUAAUAGCAUGGUUUGCUAUGAAUAUGGUAUUUAAUAAGAAACUAUACACAACCAAAUUAUUCACCGAAUUAUACAAGAGUCCAAAAUUACAAACCCCUUUGGAUUAUAAGCUGGUUAAGAAGUUGAAGGAGAAGAUAGAAUUCCAAAUUCAUUAAGGAGAUGUGCGAACGGAUAUUAGGAAGUUAAAUCAGAAACAAAGAACAGGCUUAGACAUACAUAUUCAUUCAAUUUCAAAUUUGCCAUACAACGGAGACAAUCAAAUAAUAAUUCAAUUGAUUAAUGAUGGCAAAGUGAUUCAGGAUAAAUUAUUAAAAUUGUGUUAAACAAAGUAGAAUAUGAAUAUUGUUAAUGGUUAUAUUAAAGAUUUAAGCUUUAAUUUUAAUUUAAACAAAGGAGAUGUCCCUAAAAAUAGUUAGUUGGGAAUUUAUAUAAGUCAGGAGAAUGUGGAGGUGAGAUGGUGUGUUAUCUCUUUGUACACUUUGGGGAAAUUGAAGGAAGGGAAGGUGGAGAAGAAAAUGUUUACAGGGCCAUUCAAUAAGACAAACAAGGUUUCAAAUACUGAUAUUUGUCUAGAAAUAGAGUGA
Messenger RNA from Paramecium tetraurelia, 3927 nucleotides. RefSeq lists its product as uncharacterized. Lineage: Eukaryota; Ciliophora; Oligohymenophorea; Peniculida; Parameciidae. The record is from RefSeq and is a predicted model, not a curated record. The transcript has a single exon.